UAAACCUCUCUUCAAGCCCUUGAUUCUGGUCGGCAUACAAUUCACCUUCAUCGACUUUGAUCAACUCUUAUCUAUGGCAUCGCAGUUUUAAGAGCAAAAAGACAGAGUUUGUUUGCAUGCGCAUGCAUACAUUCGUGUAUUCCGCUUAAUUUUGACUUUGGCCAAAAGGGGUGUCGGUCUUGGUAUUCCAUCAUUCUACAAGCUUUUAGAACGAUCAUCGCAUUUCAAUCAAAUGAUGCAAAAGAUUACGGAUUCCGAGUUUCAACGCGAGGUUGAAGCGCUGAAAUCUCAUCGUCGGAUUUCAGUCAAUCGACCGAUUCAUGAUCCAGAUUUGCCAGAAUUAACUGCUGCUAAUCGUUCAACUCAUGACUCUGACUAUUCCCUUCAUUCUGCCAAUUCGAGUGGAUCACUGCAUUCUUCCUCUAAUUCACGCGAUUGGACAUCAGAUGGUGGUGUGAUGCUACGUGAUGACGGCCCUUCGUCAUUGACUGGAUCUUUGGCAAGGAGGUCAAGCUCUAAUCCUCGGUCAUUAUUCACUGCAAGGAGAAGAGGGGCGGCAGCAGAGGAGGGGCAAGUUCCUACGAGAGACAAUCAAUCAAACGUGAAUGCAUCUACAGAUGAUGUCCCUCUAACUGAACCGCUCGACCCGAGUCAUCUGUUUUGGGUGCCGGCGUCUAUGCACCCAGAGAUCUCCCCUUCGGAUUUCCGCAGAUUUCUUCACGAUCACGCCUCUCGUGCUGUACGAGAACAACAGGAAGGCGGUAAACUAUCCGUCGACGAGCAAAGCAACCUCAGCAAAGAUCAGCAAACGCCUUAUCCAUCCAGUCUACCAUCGAAUGCUUCGCCAGUAUCCUCAGUAGAAGCGUUGAAAAAGCGAAGCACUUCGAUUGCACGCAGAGGCAGUACUCUAAGAAGACAGUAUAGACCGGAAAUGGACGAUGGAAUUGAUUCUUCAUCUACAUCGAACGUCGAACGUAACAAGAGAACACUAUCACAACGUCAAAGCUAUCAAUCCAACGUUCCUGAAUUAUCUAUAGAUGAUCUGCAAAAGCUGGAAAGACUUGCUGAAGAGGCUAGUAGAAGUAGUGAUCCAUCCGAACUACGGAGUGUACUAAGACGAACCAUGAGUCUCAACGUUGCACCAUCUGCUUUGGAUCAAGUUGAUGCAGUUCCACCGGAGAACGAACAAGAUUCACCUUUGAUUGUUCCACGACCUGGUCAAAUUUUACGUAGAGCAGCAAGAACAAAGAUUCGCAAAUCAUCCUUUUCAAACGAAGGGGCAAAUGCUGGCAGUAGAAGAAGACGUGGACCGGGUAGUCAAUCCGUGCAAGAGCCUCUUUCGGAUCGCGAAGGCAGCACGAAUACUGCUGGUGUUACCGAAGAAGGAAGCAAACGUGAAAGUGAUAUAUCAGAACCGUCUGAUGAGAGUGCGAAUCCAUCUUUCAAAGCACGCUCAGAAGGAGUCACUGAUAGCAUUCUGGAUGUCUAUUCACGCGAUUCAUUCUUGUCAGACGAUACACAACGUACAAGUGUAACCUCAUUGGCAGAAAGUAUCGGUAGCGGACAAUCUUCCAACGAGAGAUUGGCCAUUUCAGACGCGAAUGAUGACCCUACCACACCCACGCAAUCACACAUGACCGAUGGGUUUGUACAAGCCCAGACAGAGACGUUCAACAAUGGUUACUUUGGCAAUGACCAGGGACAAAGACCUGCACUCUCACGAGAACCUUCCAACGAGACCUCAACGAAUGACAGAUCAGCAAUUAAGCCAAUCGCCGUUCAGCAUGUUUCCCCGGUGCCCGCAUUUGAGAAAACACGUAGUGCGCCUUUACCACCUUCUACCUCGUCAUUGCAACAGCAGAAAGCGAAAGAUCAAAUCAUUGAAUCCAAUCAAGCCCAAUCAGGAACGCCAGCUUCCUAUCAACAGCCACCUCUCAAUCAAAAGCUUGUGAAAUCAGAUACGAUGCCAAUUCUCGGCAGCAUGCAAAGCGCUCCUCCGAUUGGCAAGCCUACGAAAGAGAAAAAGAGCAGUUUUGGUUUACAUUGGCUAUCAAAUUGGACAAAGGAUGAUGAUGGUGAAAAGAUGAGUAAGAAAGAGAAGAAAGAACGAAAGGAGCGGGGAAGAGAGCGUGAAGCACAAGAAAAUGCUACAAUGACGCAUCCAAGCCAGCAAACAUCCAAUCAUCAUGAGAAAGAUGGCUCUACAUCUUCAAGCUUUUUGGGAAACCUAUUCGGAAAGAAGAAGGGACACGAAGAUUCAAGUAAGAAUGAAUAUGGCAGUCACAUGUACAAUGCUGCAAGUGGGAUGCAUAAUCCCUCGACUGGCAGCUUGUUGGAUAUGUACGGGAAGCCGAUGAUGGAACAAGGCUAUUAUACCAGAUAUCCUAUUCACAUUGAGCGAGCCGUUUAUCGAUUGAGUCACAUCAAAUUGGCAAAUCCGCGAAGGCCAUUGUACGAGCAAGUUUUGAUCAGUAAUCUUAUGUUCUGGUACCUGAGCGUGAUCAAUCGAACUCAGCAGCAACAACAACAAUUGCAACAGCAACAGCAGCAACAGACUCUUUCGCGAGCUGAGCAACAAGGGCCAGAAGAUGACAUGUCGCAGAGGGCGAAUACAGGAGGUGGAGAUUUGUACUCCACACCUGAAGAGAAUGAGUCUAGACUACCGGAAGCAGAAUCGAGAUUGGAGCUGGACAACAACACGUCCCACAUUACUGUCGGUGAUCAGAUACAACCGGAUCAUCUGAAGCGAGAGGCCAAAGAUUCACCGGCAAUCUCUCUUCCGCUAGAUCUUAGCACGCUAAAUCUCGAUGAUGCAGAAGGACGGCAAAACUCGACCGCAAGGACGAACAGUAUUGUCAAAGAACUAUUUGGCAGCACAAAGAAUUCCAGUAGCCAUCAAGAGGAUAAUGGCGUUUAUGGAGGAGAGUCUGAUUCGUAUCACAGCGGCAAUCAAAGUCUGCCCAAUAGCAGUAGUUUGAAUGGAAACGGGAAAGGAGGACUUAUUAGCGGUAAAGGUCGAACAUCUGGGCAGCCAAAUGCCAGCGUAAAUACACAAAAGGGUUCCUCUAUACCGAACACGAACCCAAACUCAAAAACCAAAAGGGGAGGAUUGGUGAAGCCAAACAGAGCGCCUCCAGGAACACGCUCAGCUGAGAGAGCAAUUCCUGCAGCAGCUUAUGGUGCUCAACACCGUCAAAUUUCAUCUGAGAUGCUGGUAGCUAGUGCCUCGAACAAGGACAUUUCCAGUACAGGUCAAUCAUCCUCAUCGAAUAGAUAUUCGUCCAACGAACGAUUCGAUCGUCAAAGUCCACCUUCUGGGCCUGUUCGUUUGGGCGGAGGAGGAAGAAGUGUGAGCAGCGGUCAUUCUAGCGUACGUGAUAAUGAAUAUGCUUGGAUGGGAGGCAGCAGCGGAGGAGGAGAGGCAGGUAUGGGAAAUGAGAUGGAUUCGCCAGGACUCAAUCAAGAGGAUCGUAAAAGUGAUCCAAUGAGCGAUCAUUCACAAAGACAAAUGCAUUUGUCUUCGGAAUCUGAUUCGUUCGGCGGAGGCAGAAAGUUGGGCAAUCGUCUUAGCGAGCCUGCAAGAGGCGGGGAUCAUGGAUCAUAUUUUGACAACAAUCAACAGGAAAGAGAUCAUCUUUACUCCAAUCGUGAUCAAGACCUUCUCCUUAGCAAUGGCGUUGCAACGGGAAGAGAAGCCAGUGCGAUGUUGGACGCAGCGCGGUUGAGUCAGUCAAGGAGGCGGUAGGCAGAUGUUUAGGUCGAAUAAUCACCUGCAGCAGGAGGUGUACAUUUUUCUUCAUACGUUUUCUUUUCAGUAUAUCCAUUAUUUAGCAUGUUCAUCAUCAACAACCUCAUUUGUAAACACC
Messenger RNA from Meira miltonrushii, 3866 nucleotides. RefSeq lists its product as uncharacterized. The coding region runs from base 233 to 3745 and encodes 1170 amino acids. NCBI's taxonomy places the organism in Eukaryota, Fungi, Basidiomycota, Exobasidiomycetes, Exobasidiales, Brachybasidiaceae. Gene Ontology annotation, cellular component: cell septum; cytoplasm. The transcript has a single exon. Gene Ontology annotation, biological process: establishment of cell polarity; positive regulation of G2/M transition of mitotic cell cycle. The record is from RefSeq and is a predicted model, not a curated record.